UCCAUAUCUCCUCUCUUUUUCUCUGCUCUCUUCUUUUCUCUUCUCAUUCUUCUCUCGAGCUUCAUAUUCUAUCUCUUCAAUGGUGAACAUCUCUCCAUUAUCAUCCCCCCUCUGAACCCCCAUCCCCACAUCCAUCUUCGUACCACUUAACAGAUACUAGAUAUUUAUAGCUUAGCUGUUCGUUCUGUUGGAGCUCUUUUAUUCAGAGCUUUAAUGGCGGAUUGAAGACCCUUUUGAUUGUCUGUGUCAAGAGUUUUCAGCUUAAUCUUCUGAAUCUUCUGCUCACUCUCUGCUCAUUUGGUUGAGGAAAGGUUGAAAAUGGCCCCUAAGAGUGGACGUGGAAAGCAAAGGGGAGACAAGAAGAAAAAAGAAGAGAAAGUUCUUCCUGUCGUCAUGGAUGUCACCGUCAACCUCCCCGAUGAAACUUCCGUCAUUCUAAAGGGAAUAUCAACGGACAGGAUAAUAGAUGUUCGUCGGCUCUUAUCCGUGAACACGAUAACUUGCAACAUCACCAAUUUUUCGUUAUCCCAUGAGGUGAGAGGGCCGGGAUUAAAGGACACCGUGGAUGUUGCAGCGCUGAAGCCAUGCGUUUUAACUUUAGUAGAAGAGGACUAUGACGAAGACACUGCAGCGGCGCACGUUCGAAGGGUUUUGGACAUUGUAGCCUGCACUACGUGCUUCGGUCCUUCACCGUCCGAUGCUGGCAAAAAUGCCCAGGGUGCGCAGGAUAAGAAUUCCGGCAAUAAAUCGAGCAAAGCUCUGGCGAAUGCCAAGCAAUCAUCGUCGUCGUCGCCGCCGCCUACGCCAUCGUCGGCCAAUGAAGGAGAGGGAGAGAUGAGCAAUUCCUGCCCUAAGCUUGGGAGCUUCUAUGAGUUCUUCUCUCUCUCGCACCUCACGCCUCCUCUGCAAUUUAUAAGGAGAGCAAGAAAAUGGCAUGAUGAUGAGAUUUUAGUGCAUGAUCAUCUUUUCUCGCUUGAAGUGAAGCUUUGCAAUGGAAAAUUGGUUCUUGUUGAAGUCUGCAGGAGAGGAUUUUAUAGCAUUGGAAAGCAGCGGAUUUUAUGUCACAACCUUGUUGAUCUGUUACGACAACUUAGUAGAGCCUUUGACAAUGCUUAUGAUGAUCUCAUGAAGGCAUUUUCAGAACGCAACAAGUUUGGAAAUCUCCCUUAUGGCUUCAGAGCCAACACUUGGCUUAUCCCCCCUGUUGCAGCACAGUUACCAGCAAUUUUCCCUCCUCUACCUGUGGAGGAUGAAACAUGGGGAGGAAGUGGAGGUGGUCAAGGAAGAGAUGGCAAAAGCGACUUGAUACCCUGGGCUAACGAGUUUUUGCUUCUUGCAUCUAUGCCUUGCAAGACAGCUGAGGAGAGGCAGAUUCGAGAUCGGAAAGCAUUCCUUCUUCACAGCCUGUUUGUAGAUGUUGCCAUUUUCAGAGCCAUUUCGGCUGUGCAGCAUGUAAUGGGAAAACUAGAUUUGACCCAUUCAUCUGUAAACAGUGAAAUUCUUUACAGUGAGAGAGUAGGGGACUUAACCAUUAUUGUCAUGAAAGAUGCUACAAAUGCAAGCUGUAAGGUGGAUACUAAAAUUGAUGGGAUUCAAGCGACUGGAGUGGGGCAACAGAAUCUAGCAGAAAGAAACCUACUGAAAGGGAUCACUGCUGAUGAAAAUACUGCUGCACAUGAUUUUGCCACUCUUGGUGUUGUCAAUGUCAGAUACUGUGGGUAUAUAGCUGUGGUUAAACUUGAAGGGAAAGAAAGUAGCAAAAUGGAUACUCAUUUUCAAAGCAUUGAACUUCUUGAUCAGCCUGAAGGUGGUGCCAAUGCCCUUAAUAUUAACAGUUUGAGAUUGCUUCUUCACCAAAGAACAGCUUCAGAAAACAACAAACUUGUACAGCAUUCACAAACACUUGAACACGAAGAGCUCAGUGCUGCUCAAGCUUUUGUGGAGGGACUGUUGGAAGAAAGUCUUGCUAAGCUUCAGGAAGAGGAAGUAGAAAAGCACAUUUUUGUGAGAUGGGAACUUGGAGCGUGCUGGAUACAGCAUUUGCAGGAUCAAAACAACACAGAGAAAGAUAAGAAACCAUCUACUGCAAAGACAAAAAAUGAGAUGAAGGUCGAGGGACUUGGUACUCCUCUUAGAUCUCUUAAGAACAAUAAGAAAAAUUCAGAUGGCAACAAUCUGAAAAUGCAGUCUGAGAAAUCAAAAACCCCUGCAGAGUGUGUUAUUGGGGAAGCUGAAAAUUCUACACUGUCCUCAACAAAACCUCAGCUUGAAGCUAAUGCAAAUGAAAAUGAACUUGCACUGAAGAGGAUGCUGUCUGAUGCAGCUUUUGCCCGGCUUAAACAAUCUGAAACUGGACUCCACCGAAAGUCUUUACAGGAACUAGUUGAUCUGUCCCAGAAAUAUUACAGUGAAGUUGCACUUCCGAAACUGGUUGCAGAUUUUGGUUCAUUGGAACUCUCACCAGUGGAUGGUCGGACGCUGACCGAUUUCAUGCAUACUAGAGGUCUUCGAAUGCGUUCUCUGGGACAUGUUGUUAAACUUUCAGAAAAGUUAUCACACGUGCAGUCACUUUGUAUUCAUGAGAUGAUAGUGCGAGCUUUUAAGCACAUUCUGCAGGCAGUAAUAGCUGCUGUUGUUAAUCCUGAGAAAUUGGCUAUGUCAAUAGCUGCUGCACUGAAUCUGAUGCUUGGGGUUCCUGGAAAUAGAGAAUUAAAUCAGUCAUGCAAUGCUCAUCCCCUUGUGUGGAGAUGGUUGGAGGUAUUCUUGAAGAAGCGAUAUGAAUGGGAUUUUAGCACAUUAAACUACAAAGAUGUGCGGAAAUUUGCAGUUCUACGGGGAUUAUGUCAUAAGGUGGGAAUUGAGCUAGUUCCAAGGGAUUUUGAUAUGGAUUCUCCAUACCCUUUCCAAAAACUUGACGUUAUUAGCUUGGCACCAGCGCAUAAGCAAGCAGCAUGCUCAUCUGCAGAUGGACGACAACUUCUAGAAUCAUCAAAAACAGCUCUAGAUAAGGGAAAACUUGAAGAUGCAGUCAGCUAUGGGACAAAGGCUCUGGCAAAGCUGGUCGCAGUUUGUGGUCCCUACCAUCGAAUGACAGCAGGAGCUUACAGCCUUCUUGCUGUAGUUUUGUAUCAUACAGGGGACUUCAAUCAGGCCACAAUUUAUCAACAAAAGGCGUUGGACAUCAAUGAGAGAGAACUAGGACUUGAUCAUCCAGACACAAUGAAGAGUUAUGGAGAUCUCGCUGUGUUCUAUUACAGACUUCAACACACAGAACUGGCUCUCAAAUAUGUAAAACGCGCGCUGUAUCUUCUGCAUCUCACUUGUGGCCCAUCUCAUCCAAACACUGCUGCGACAUAUAUCAAUGUGGCUAUGAUGGAGGAAGGCCUUGGACAUGUGCAUGUGGCCCUCAGAUAUCUUCAUAAAGCUCUGAAGUGCAACCAAAAGUUACUUGGUCCAGAUCAUAUUCAGACAGCAGCAAGUUACCAUGCAAUAGCAAUUGCUCUAUCAUUGAUGGAAGCAUACCCUUUGAGCGUUCAGCAUGAGCAAACAACCUUGCAAAUUCUCCGAGCAAAGCUGGGCCCUGAUGACCUGCGUACACAGGAUGCUGCUGCUUGGCUCGAGUACUUUGAGUCAAAGGCUUUUGAACAGCAAGAAGCUGCAAGAAAUGGGACUCGAAAACCUGAUGCAUCCAUAGCCAGCAAAGGCCACCUAAGUGUAUCAGAUUUGCUUGACUACAUCAAUCCUAGUCAAGAUGCCAAAGGAAGAGAUGCUGUGACAGUGAAAAGGAAAAGCUAUAUCGCAAAGGUUAAAGGGACAUCCUACCAAGAUUUCAGUUUAGCAAGUCCUGAGGAUUCUCCAAAAGAUACCCCAAAGGAAACUUCAGAUGAAGAAAAACAAAUACCUGAAUCUGGAGGAAGUGUAGAUACAAAUCAUGAAACCAGCUUUGCUUCAGUUCCUGCCGAACAGCCUGUUAUGGAUGAGGCUUCUGGGGACACGCCGAACAUUGGCAAUGAAACCUCAUCCGAAACGAAUGCUGAAGGAGAAGAUGGAUGGCAAUCAGUUCAAAGGCUGAGAUCAGCUGGUUCAUAUGGGCGGCGAAUAAGACAGCGAAGAACAACUAUCAGCAAGGUCUAUAGUUAUCAGAAAAAGGAUGUGGAUACUGAAUUGGACUAUAGUCAAGUUAAGAAUACUUAUCAGAAUAGUAGGUAUUACAUGCUAAAGAGACGUACAAUAUCUGCUGGCAGUACAGAUUACCACACCUCAGGCUCCUCCCCAGGUACUAAAUUUGGGCGCAGAAUAGUUAAAGCUGUUACAUACAGGGUGAAGUCUGUGCCAUCUACUAAAACAGCCACAAAAUUAGAAACUGGUACAAUUUCUGCACCAAAUGACAUGAGUCCAAUUUCACAGAAGAAAUCAGUAGUGAGUCUUGGAAAAUCUCUUUCAUACAAGGAAGUAGCGCUGGCCCCACCUGGUACUAUUGCUAAGAUGCAGGUGACAGUGUUCCAAAAUGAUAUUCCAGAUAACCGGCAACUUGAUGUUGGAAAACCAGAAGUGGAAACCAAUGAACCAAGUGAAAGUACAGACUCGAUGAUUACAGAGGCGGUAAAUAUCAAUGCAGAGGAGAAUAAGAUUUCUAUUUUACAUUCCAAAGAUUACUUAAAAGAUGAAGUUGAAGUUGUUGGAAAGAAAAAUGAAACUCAGUCAGGUGAUGCAAUCGGAAAUAUUCCUUCCGAGAUUGUUUCUAAGAGCGUGGAAGCUGUUGAAUCUCAUGGUGCUGAGGUUCAAGAGGUGGUACAGGGUGGUGUCAAAAUGGAUGGCAGGCCAAAUUCAACUGAUUCUCCUAAUGAGGAGCUAUCUGAGGACCCUAGCAGUUCUGAGGCCAAUGGAAAUUCUCCCUCUGCCUUGCAGGGAGUUGAAAAUUUAAAGGACAAACCAUCAGUUCUGAAUUUAGGUGAUACUCGAGAGUUGCCCAAUAAGAAGCUGUCUGCAUCAGCAGCUCCGUUCAAUCCAUCACCAGCCAUAGCACGUCCUCCACCAGUGGCCAUGAAUAUUACUCUCCCUUCUGGUCCCGGUGCCGUUCCAGCUGUUUCUGCUUGGCCAUUGAACAUGACUCUUCAUCCAGGGCCUGCUGCUGUCUUGCCUGCAGUUAAUCCAAUGUGCUCCUCUCCUCACCACCCAUACCCAUCACCUCCUCCAACCCCAAACAUGAUGCACCCAUUACCUUUUAUGUAUCCUCCUUAUACUCAACCCCAAGCAAUACCGGCCAGUAACUUUCCUGUGACUAGCGGCCCAUUUCAUCCCAAUCAUUUUGCUUGGCAAUGUAAUAUGAAUCCUAAUGCAUCAGAGUUUAUGCCUGGUACAGUUUGGCCAGGCUGCCAUCCAAUGGAGUUUUCUAUCAUUCCACCUGUUAUUGAGCCAAUUUCUGAUCCCAUUUUGGAGCCAAAAGUGCAAUCUGGUAAUUCUGAAGGUCUGAUUUCGGCUCCAAUCCUGCCCGAAGAGAUUAGCAAUGGGGGAGAAACUAUUAAGGAAGUGAAUCUUCUUGCAUCAGAGGCAAUGGGUGAUGCAAAUAUAAUACCUGUGGUUGGCUCAGAAAAUGGGAAGGAAAUUGCUCAUUCAGAUCCUUGUACGGUUGAAAGUUCUGGGAAGGAACAACUGGGUCACAGUAACAGCCCAAAUGAGUGUACUGGAAUCAGUAGUGAGAAGAAGAUUGACGGUGAGAAAACUUUCAGCAUUCUGAUACGAGGGAGAAGAAACCGAAAGCAGACUCUGAGAAUGCCGAUAAGUUUGCUCAAUCGACCAUAUGGCUCGCAAUCUUUCAAAGUUAUAUAUAACAGAGUUGUCAGAGGGAGUGAAGUUGCCAAGUCAAACAGCAUUUCUUUGAGGGAAGAGAGUGCAGCUGGUGCUGUGUAACCCGCAGAUUUGUUGUUCACAGACCUUAUGGUCGCAGGAUGGUUGAGAGAGAAAGAAGGUUGCAUUCCUCAUUUUGUCAAUAUACAAGUGGCAGGAUAAUCUUGGAAAAUUUCUUGUAUCAUGGUCACAACUUACCUAUCAGUGUUUUGAUUACACCAACUUCCUGGAAAAUGCAGAAUAUUUUGAUUUCUCAGGCUACUAUUCCAACAUUCAAAAACCAAUACUGCAGGUGCUUUUCAUUUUACUUCAUCUUGGGUCUAAAUAUAAACAAUCAUGCAGGAAAGGAGACCAUCUUUUUCACAUCAGGUUUAUAUAGGAAAUUUACUUUCUGGGAUUUGAAGAGGGGUCUUUUUAAGGUGAAAACAUUGAUUCUUAAUUUAGUUAGAAAAUUUUGGUUCACAGCAAUAAAAAAACUGAGGAUUAGUUUCUUUUUUCUUGGUUCCCACGGCGACUUUAAUAAUUAAUUUGAUUUAAUUGUAUAUGACUUCAAUUCCUUUUUGAUUGGGAUUGAUGAAUUGUCUUUGGUUACUAAUAAGAGGAAAGAAUUCAGUACUGCUUCUGCCGA
Vitis riparia (riverbank grape) is the source of this 6475-nucleotide messenger RNA. RefSeq names its product protein TSS. The record is from RefSeq and is a predicted model, not a curated record. Gene Ontology annotation, molecular function: protein binding. The transcript is spliced from 26 exons. Bases 319 to 5910 code for a protein of 1863 amino acids. Gene Ontology annotation, cellular component: cytoplasm. Gene Ontology annotation, biological process: organelle organization. NCBI's taxonomy places the organism in Eukaryota, Viridiplantae, Streptophyta, Magnoliopsida, Vitales, Vitaceae.